CACUUAUCAGUCUUAGUCCUCAGAGCGGAACCCAGGCGUCCGGCCCCCCACCCUCUGGGCGGGCAUGGAGCCGAGGCUUUAGAGCCUCCCAGCCUGCCUUGUUCCUGUCCCAUUGUGUAUGGGGCAGGGGCGGGGCAAGGGCCAGCACUAGAGAACCCCCUCCCACCACCCUCUCCCCUUCCUAAGGAAAAGGCCUGGGCUCCACUCACUCAGAGUGCCAGAACUGGGGCGAGGCUGAACAUGGGCAACUUGAAGAGUGUGGGCCAGGAGCCCGGGCCCCCUUGUGGCCUGGGGCUGGGCCUGGGCCUGGGGCUAUGUGGCAAGCAGGGCCCUGCCUCCCCGACCUCAGAGCCCAGCCGGGCACCGGCCCUGGCGCCCCCACCCUCGCCCCCACCAGCACCAGACCACAGCAGCCCCCCACUCACCCGGCCUCCAGAUGGGCCCAAGUUCCCUCGUGUGAAGAACUGGGAGGUGGGGAGCAUCACCUAUGACACCUUGAGUGCCCAGUCACAGCAGGAUGGGCCCUGCACCCCAAGACGCUGUCUAGGCUCUCUGGUAUUUCCACGGAAACUACAGAGCCGGCCCUCCCAGAACCCUGCACCCCCUGAGCAGCUGCUGAGCCAGGCCAGGGACUUCAUCAACCAGUACUACAGCUCCAUCAAGAGGAGUGGCUCCCAGGCCCAUGAGCAGAGGCUUCAAGAGGUGGAAGCUGAGGUAGCAGCCACAGGCACCUAUCAGCUUCGGGAAAGCGAGCUGGUGUUCGGGGCCAAGCAGGCCUGGCGAAACGCUCCUCGCUGCGUGGGCCGGAUCCAGUGGGGGAAGCUGCAGGUGUUUGAUGCCCGGGAUUGCAGCUCUGCCCAGGAGAUGUUCACCUACAUCUGCAACCACAUCAAGUAUGCCACCAACCGGGGCAACCUCCGCUCGGCCAUCACAGUGUUCCCCCAGCGUGCCUCAGGCCGCGGAGACUUUCGAAUUUGGAACAGCCAGCUGGUGCGCUAUGCGGGCUACAGGCAGCAGGAUGGCUCUGUGCGGGGGGACCCAGCCAACGUGGAGAUCACUGAGCUCUGCAUCCAGCAUGGCUGGACUCCAGGAAACGGCCGCUUUGAUGUGCUGCCCCUACUGCUCCAGGCCCCAGAUGAACCCCCAGAACUCUUUGCUCUGCCCCCCGAGCUGGUUCUCGAGGUGCCCCUGGAGCACCCCACGCUGGAGUGGUUUGCGGCCCUGGGCCUGCGCUGGUAUGCCCUCCCAGCGGUGAGCAACAUGCUGCUGGAAAUUGGGGGGCUGGAGUUCCCUGCGGCCCCCUUCAGCGGCUGGUACAUGAGCACUGAGAUUGGCACGCGGAACCUGUGUGACCCUCAUCGAUACAACAUCCUGGAGGAUGUGGCUGUCUGCAUGGACUUGGAUACCAGGACCACCUCAUCCCUGUGGAAAGACAAGGCAGCAGUGGAAAUCAACUUGGCUGUGCUGCACAGUUACCAGCUGGCCAAAGUGACCAUCGUGGACCACCAUGCUGCCACAGCCUCCUUCAUGAAGCACCUGGAGAACGAGCAGAAGGCCAGGGGGGGUUGCCCUGCUGACUGGGCCUGGAUCGUGCCCCCCAUCUCUGGCAGCCUCACCCCUGUUUUCCAUCAGGAGAUGGUCAACUAUGUCCUGUCCCCGGCCUUCCGCUAUCAGACAGACCCGUGGAAGGGGAGUGCAUCCAAGGGUGCCGGCGUCACCAGGAAGAAAACCUUUAAGGAAGUGGCCAAUGCGGUGAAGAUCUCUGCCUCACUCAUGGGCACUGUGAUGGCAAAGCGAGUGAAGGCGACAAUCCUCUAUGGCUCCGAGACUGGCCGGGCCCAGAGCUAUGCACAGCAGCUGGGGAGACUCUUCCGGAAGGCUUUCGACCCCCGGGUCCUGUGCAUGGAUGAGUAUGACGUGGUGUCCCUUGAGCAUGAGACGCUGGUGUUGGUGGUGACCAGCACAUUUGGGAAUGGUGAUCCCCCAGAGAAUGGAGAGAGUUUUGCGGCAGCCCUGAUGGAGAUGUCGGGUCCCUACAACAGCUCCCCUCGGCCAGAACAGCACAAGAGUUACAAAAUCCGCUUCAACAGUGUCUCCUGCUCAGACCCACUGGUGUCCUCCUGGAGGCGGAAGAGAAAGGAGUCCAGUAACACAGACAGUGCUGGGGCACUGGGUACCCUCAGGUUCUGUGUGUUCGGGCUGGGCUCCCGGGCAUACCCCCACUUUUGUGCCUUUGCUCGUGCGGUGGACACACGGCUGGAAGAGCUGGGUGGGGAGCGGCUGCUGCAGCUGGGCCAAGGAGAUGAGCUGUGUGGCCAGGAGGAGGCCUUCCGAGGCUGGGCCCAGGCCGCCUUCCAGGCCUCCUGUGAGACCUUCUGCGUGGGAGAGGAUGCCAAGGCUGCCGCCCGGGACAUAUUCAGCCCCAAACGGACCUGGAAACGCCAGAGGUACCGGCUGAGCGCCCAGGCUGAGGGCCUCCAGCUGCUGCCAGGACUGAUCCAUGUGCACAGGAGGAAGAUGGUCCAGGCUACUGUCCUCGCAGUGGAAAACCUGCAAAGCAGCAAGUCCACCCGGGCCACAAUCCUGGUGCGCCUGGACACUGGAAGCCAGGAGGCGCUGCAGUACCAGCCAGGGGACCACAUUGGCAUCUGCCCGCCCAACCGGCCUGGCCUUGUGGAGGCGCUGCUGAGCCGGGUGGAGGAUCCACCGCCACCAGGAGAGCCAGUGGCAGUGGAGCAGCUGGAGAAGGGCAGCCCCGGUGGCCCACCCCCCAGCUGGGUUCGGGACCCUCGCCUGCCCCCAUGCACACUGCGCCAGGCUCUCACCUUCUUCCUGGACAUCACUUCCCCGCCCAGCCCUCAACUCCUUCGACUGCUCAGCACCCUGGCUGAAGAGUCCAGUGAACAGCAGGAGCUUGAGAGCCUCAGCCAGGACCCCCGGCGCUAUGAGGAAUGGAAGUGGUUCCGCUGCCCCACACUGCUGGAGGUACUGGAACAGUUCCCAUCGGUGGCACUGCCCGCCCCCCUGCUCCUCACCCAGCUGCCCCUGCUCCAGCCCCGGUACUACUCGGUCAGCUCAGCACCCAGUGCCCACCCAGGAGAGAUCCACCUCACAGUAGCUGUGCUGGCAUACAGGACACAGGAUGGACUGGGCCCCCUUCAUUAUGGAGUCUGCUCCACAUGGCUAAGCCAACUUAAGGCCGGAGAUCCUGUACCCUGCUUCAUCAGGGGGGCUCCCUCCUUCCGGCUGCCACCUGAUCCCAGUCUGCCUUGCAUCUUAGUGGGUCCUGGUACGGGUAUUGCCCCCUUUCGGGGUUUCUGGCAGGAGCGGCUGCACGACAUUGACAGCAAAGGGCUGCAGCCCGCCCCCAUGACUCUGGUGUUCGGCUGCCGAUGCUCCCAGCUCGACCACCUUUACCGCGACGAGGUGCAGGAUGCCCAGCAGCGCGGAGUUUUUGGGCGCGUCCUCACCGCCUUCUCGCGGGAGCCCGACAGCCCUAAGACGUACGUGCAGGACAUCCUGCGGACGGAGCUGGCUGCUGAGGUGCACCGCGUGCUGUGCCUCGAGCGGGGCCACAUGUUUGUGUGCGGCGACGUCACCAUGGCAACCAGCGUCCUGCAGACGGUGCAGCGAAUCCUGGCGACGGAGGGCGACAUGGAGCUGGACGAGGCCGGCGACGUCAUCGGCGUGCUGCGGGAUCAGCAACGCUAUCACGAGGACAUUUUCGGGCUCACACUGCGCACCCAGGAGGUGACAAGCCGCAUACGCACCCAGAGCUUCUCCUUGCAGGAGCGGCAUCUGCGGGGCGCGGUGCCCUGGGCGUUGGACCCGCCCGGCCCAGACACCGCCGGCCCCUGAGAGCGCUCGUUUUCCAUCCCAGUUCCAAGAGAGGGGCCGUCAGUCCACUCUGGCUCUGCCCCUCUCCUGCGGGCGUUACCAGCCACUUGUCCCCUCCCGAGGUGCCUUCCCGUCUCUGUCCAGAGUCUGCCCUAAGUCGCCUUCUUCCCAGGAAUGAGUGAAAUGUCCUUCCUCGCCCCAGGUCCCGACGCCCCCUGGAGCAGGGGUAUUCCAGGGCCUACUGUCACCCCUUUUGUGUUCCUUAGGUGAAUUU
This is a messenger RNA of Canis lupus familiaris (dog), 4111 nucleotides long. RefSeq names its product nitric oxide synthase 3 (gene NOS3). Gene Ontology annotation, molecular function: heme binding; FMN binding; flavin adenine dinucleotide binding. Gene Ontology annotation, biological process: nitric oxide biosynthetic process. NCBI's taxonomy places the organism in Eukaryota, Metazoa, Chordata, Mammalia, Carnivora, Canidae. The record is from RefSeq and is marked validated. The transcript has 26 exons. Bases 241 to 3858 code for a protein of 1205 amino acids.